Molecule: messenger RNA, 2930 nt
Organism: Coffea arabica (coffee)
Lineage: Eukaryota; Viridiplantae; Streptophyta; Magnoliopsida; Gentianales; Rubiaceae
Source: RefSeq, a predicted model, not a curated record
AAUAAAGUAGGCCAUUAAACGAACCGACAUUCUUACUUUCAGCUCGAACACAUUGAAGGUUUAGAAUUCUGAAUUUUGGUCAUGGGAACUGUAUACUUGAUUCUUAAGACUAUUGUGGCUGUACUUUCUUGUGUUAAGUCAAGUGCGUUGAGCUCAAGCCAAGGCAAUCUAGUUGUUCGUUGCAAUCAAAGUGAAAAAAGUGCUUUGGUCAAGUUCAGAGAAGAUUGCAGUAAUUCAAUGGACCGUUUUUCCUCUUGGAUUACUGAAGAAGAUUGCUGCAACUGGAGAGGUGUGAUGUGCAGUAAUCAAACUGGUCAAUGGCAUGUUACAAUGCUCGAUCUUCGUGGUCAUGGUCCAGCUGAAAACUCGCAAGGUGAUCAAGGACAGGUUCCUGAAUUUAUUGGUUCUUUGAAAAAUCUAGAGUAUCUAAACCUGUCUAAUGCCAAUUUUCGAGGAAUGAUUCCUGAUCAUCUUGGGAACCUUUCCCAGUUGCAAUACCUUGAUCUAAGUGGUAAUGAAUAUGCUCUUAGAGCAAACAAGCUUGACUGGCUUCAUGGUCUCUCCUCCUUGAAAGUACUGGAAUUAGGUGGUGUGGAUCUUAGUUUGGUUGUUAAUUGGCUUGAUGCUGUUAACAUGCUGCCUUCUUUGGUGAAGUUAGGAUUUUUUGCCUGUGAACUCAACACACUUCCCUUGAGACUAUCUGCUAUAAAUUUCACACAGCUUCAGAUUCUUGAUCUCUCUUUUAACAAAUUCAAUUCUCCCAUGCCAUAUUGGCUCUUCAAUAUCAGCCAGAGUCUUAGCGUCAUUAAUUUUCAAAGAAGUCAGUUGCGAGCUUCCAUCCCUGAUGCUUUUGAAAGCAUGAGUUACCUCACCAUGUUUGAUCUUUCAGACAACUAUCUGGCAGGAGAGUUUCCCAAAACGUUAGGCUUGAUCGCAGAUGACGACAAUAGUACGAGGCCAUCGUUGAGAGAAUUGUAUCUCUCCAAUAAUCAACUUAAGGGGUCUCUUCCACCAGGCAUUGCACAGCUUUCAGAAUUAGAAGUCCUGGAUCUUGCUUCGAAUUCCAUGGAUGGUGUAAUUACUGAAGAUUUUCUGAAUUUUAGUCACUUGCAAGUAUUAGUUUUGUCUUCUAAUUCAUUUAUGGUCAAUAUCAGCUCAGAUUGGACACCUCCUUUUGACCUUGAUACCAUAGGGUUGCAGUCUUGCCAAAUAGGUCCGGAUUUUCCCAGAUGGCUACAAACACAGAAAGACUUCGUGUCAAUUGAUAUUUCCAGCAAUAACAUUUCAGGCAUUGUGCCUGAUUGGUUUUGGAAUAUCUCAAUGAAGGUUGAGUACAUGAAUCUGUCAUCUAACAAUCUAGGAGGAAAACUGCCAGAUUUUUCAUCAAAACUUAAUCUUUCUGUACUAGACAUGAGCAACAACAGUUUUUUUGGACCCUUGCCUCAUUUUUCUUUGAGCAUGAUGUCCCUAAUUCUAGCUGAAAAUAUGAUCACUGGAACCAUAUCCCCUAUAUGUGAAUCUCUUGUUGUGAAUAACUCUUUGAGUUAUCUAGAUUUAUCAUUGAAUGCCUUGUCUGGAUCCAUUCCUGACUGCUGGACUCAAGGGAAUAACUUGGUUGUUCUGAAUUUGGCAUACAAUAACUUAUCUGGCAUGAUACCAAACUCAGCUGGACAUUUAGUUCAUCUCAAGGCACUGAUCCUUGGUAAAAAUGCACUCUCUGGUGAACUUCCUGCAUCGUUGAAGUACUUGACAAAUUUAUAUGUCAUGGAUCUUGGACUCAAUUUUCUAUCUGGCAAAAUACCAGAAUGGAUUGGGGAAAAUAUGGGAAAUCUGAUGAUUCUCCAGUUAUCAUACAACGAAUUUGAUGGAAACAUCCCAUUGCAGCUAUGCCAACUUAAAGACCUUAAAUACUUUAACCUUGCUGGCAAUUCUUUAUCAGGAAAGAUUCCAAGGUGUAUCGACAAUUUUCUUACCAUGGCUAUGGUGGAGGCAGACAAAUCUUUUAUCUAUGACCCCUACACAGUAUAUAGGAAGGCUCUGUUGAACGUAUUGAUCAGAAUGAAUCCUGUCAGUUCAAAGUUCAUGGUUUUUGAUCUUGCACACAAUCAUUUAUCAGGAGAUAUCCCUGGAGAAAUCACCAGCCUUGUUGGCUUGACUUUCUUAAGGUUGUCAAACAACAAUCUUACAGGAGAAAUUCCACCUGAUGUUGGUACAAUGAAAUUGUUGGAGUAUCUUGAUCUCUCCAGGAAUUCCCUCUCUUGCUCAAUUCCGACCAGCAUAUCUCUUCUUCAUUCUCUUGCUCGUUUUAACUUGUCCUAUAACAACUUGUCAGGAAAGAUUCCCUCUGGCUUCCCAAUGGCUUCUCCUGAUGCAUCAUCAUUUAUUGGCAAUCAACACCUUUGUGGGCUUCCCCUCACUGAAGACUGCUCGAAACCUCUCUACAACGAUUUUUCUUGCAGGAUUGAGAACAAGGGCUUACAAGAUGAAGUAAAAAACGAUGGUUUUGAAGUAACAUCUUUCUAUUUUGGUCUGGCAGCUGGAUUUGCUGUUAGCUUCUGGGCAUUUUGGAUCACUUUGCUGCUGUCUAGAUCCUGUCGAUAUGCAUACUUCCAAUUUUUGGACAAAUGGAGCGACAAGAUUUAUGUGAUGAUAGCUAUUAAGGUUGCCAGAUUGAGAAAUAAGCUAGCUUGAAAGAGUUGAAGCCUGGAAGCCAAACUAACUUUGCCCGUGUGUUUCUCUUGCAAUCUAUUCUCUUGGCUCUUGCCAAAAACAAAAAUGCUGCACAUUGAGCUCUGUCAACCUCUUCUUAUGGUAAAGAAGUGCACUGAUGCAUAACAUCAGACAUUAGCUAAGUACGCAUUUAGACCAUCUUUGAAUGCAUUAGUGCCACGAAAUUAUCAUGAAGAUAGACUUGAUACAAGUCUUUGAAA